AUGGAAAACCAAUCCUGCCUCUCUGAAUUUUUCCUGCGAGGAAUAUCUGGGCCACCUGAGCAACAGAAGUUAUUCUUUGGUAUUUUCCUAUGUAUGUAUCUUAUUACCUUGACGGGGAACGUGCUCAUCAUCCUGGCCAUCGGCUCUGACCCACACCUUCACACGCCCAUGUACUUCUUUUUGGCUAAUCUGUCUUUAGUUGACAUGGGUUUAACAUCCUCCACAGUUACCAAGAUGCUGGCGAAUGUUCAGACUCAGCAUCAUACCAUCUCCUACGCCGGUUGCCUCACACAAAUGUAUUUCUACCUGAUGUUUGGUGAUCUGGACAGCUUUUUCUUGGCUGUGAUGGCCUAUGACCGCUACGUGGCCAUCUGCCGCCCUCUGCACUACUCCGCAGUCAUGAGCCCCCGGGUCUGUGCCCUGCUGCUUGCCUUGUGCUGGGUCCUCACGCAUGCUGUUGCCCUGACUCACACCCUCCUCAUGGCUCACCUGUCCUUCUGCGUUUUUGGGGAAAUAGCUCACUUUUUCUGUGACAUAACUCCUGUCCUGAAGUUGUCAUGUUCUGACACCCAUGUCAAUGAGUUGGUGGUUUUUGCCUUAGGGGGCACAGUACUCAUUGUCCCCUUUAUUUGCAUUGUCAUCUCCUACAUCCACAUUGUGUCAGCCAUCCUGAGGAUCCGAACUCCUGGUGGGGCGGGCAAAGCCUUUUCCACCUGCAGUUCCCAUCUCUGUGUUGUCUGUGUAUUCUAUGGGACCCUCUUUGGUACCUACCUGUGCCCUCCUUCUGUUGCUUCCGAAAAGAAGGACAUUGUAGCAGCUGUAGUGUACACUGUGGUGGUCCCCAUGUUGAACCCCUUUAUCUACAGCCUAAGGAACAAGGACAUGAAGAGGGCCCUUAGGAGGCUCCUCAGUCAUGGCAGAGUUUUUUCUUCUUAG
Messenger RNA from Pteronotus mesoamericanus, 936 nucleotides. RefSeq names its product olfactory receptor 1N1-like. Lineage: Eukaryota; Metazoa; Chordata; Mammalia; Chiroptera; Mormoopidae. Gene Ontology annotation, biological process: G protein-coupled receptor signaling pathway. Gene Ontology annotation, molecular function: olfactory receptor activity; G protein-coupled receptor activity. The coding region runs from base 1 to 936 and encodes 311 amino acids. The record is from RefSeq and is a predicted model, not a curated record. Gene Ontology annotation, cellular component: plasma membrane. The transcript has a single exon.